AAAAAAUCGGCGGCUGCAGGUUCGAGGCCGUUGCCCACAUAUUGUACAAGUACAAGGUCCCCAUCGAUACCUCGAGGGUCCGAUCACGUCAGGCACAGUAGCCGCCAACCAGGCCUCAUGGCGAUCCAGAAGAAGCACGGCAAGGGCCGUCUCGACAAGUGGUACAAACUUGCCAAGGAGAAGGGAUACCGCGCCCGUGCCGCCUUCAAGCUGAUCCAGCUCAACAAGAAAUAUGGCUUCCUCGAGAAGAGCAAGGUGGUGCUGGAUCUGUGCGCGGCGCCCGGAUCAUGGUGUCAAGUAUGCGCCGAGACAAUGCCCAAGGACAGCAUCAUCAUUGGCGUCGAUCUCGCCCCGAUCAAGCCGAUCCCCAAGGUCAUCACCUUUCAGAGCGACAUCACGACCGAGAAGUGUCGGGCGACCAUCCGCCAACACCUGAAGACGUGGAAGGCCGACUGUGUGCUCCAUGACGGCGCUCCCAACGUCGGUACAGCCUGGGUACAGGAUUCGUACAACCAAGCCGAGCUGGCGCUCCAUUCCUUGAAGCUUGCCACCGAAUUUCUGAUCGAGGGAGGAACCUUUGUGACCAAAGUCUUCAGGUCCAAGGACUACAACUCCCUGCUAUGGGUCCUGAACCAGCUCUUUACAAAAGUUGAGGCGACAAAGCCGCCGUCCUCGCGUAAUGUCUCGGCCGAGAUUUUCGUGGUCUGCCGCGACUUCAAGGCCCCUAAGCGCAUUGAUCCGCGCCUGCUCGAUCCUCGCUCCGUGUUCGAGGAUCUGAAGGACCCGGCGCCGAACAACGAGGCCAAGGUGUACAAUCCGGAGGUGAAGAAGAGGAAGAGAGAGGGUUAUGAGGAGGGAGAUUAUAUACAAUACAAAGAGAUCCCCGCCAGCGAGUUCAUUCAGACGACUGACCCGAUUGCUAUCCUCGGUCAAUACAACCGCUUGACGUUUGAGCAAGCCCAAAACGGCGACGUAGCGCUGGCCGCGCUGGAUAGGUUACCGGAAACGACUGACGAGAUUCGUGCCUGCUGCGCCGACUUGAAGGUUCUCGGAAGGAAAGACUUCAAGCUCCUUCUGAAAUGGCGACUGAGGGUUCGGGAGAUCUUCGGGUUCCCUACCAAGAAGACCACCACGGCUCCGGUCGUAGAAGAGGUGGCAGAGGUGGAGAAUAUGGACGAGGAGCUCAAGAUCCAGGAAGAGCUGCAGAGGAUAAAGGAGAAGGAGUCAGUCAAGAAGAAGCGCGAGAGGCGGAAAGAGAAUGAAAGGAAGCAGAAGGAGAUUGUGCGCAUGCAGAUGCAUAUGACAACGCCCAUGGACAUCGGCAUGGAACAGGAGGGUCCAAGGGGCGAAGGUGCCAUGUUCCGACUCAAGACGAUCGACCAGACGGAGGCGCUGCGCAGGAUAGCCAAGGGCAAGAUGGCCAUGCUUGCCGAGGCGGAGGCGAAGAAGGACCGGGACCCUGGAAUUGGGUCGUCAGGCGAGACCGACGAUGAGAGUGACGAGGAAGCGGACCGGCUCGAGCGGGAACUCGACAGCAUGUACGAUCAGUACAGAGAGAGGAAGGCGGCAGCCGACGCGAAGUACCGAGCCAAGAAGGCGAGGCAGGAACACGACGACGAGGAGUGGGAGGGCGUCUCAGCUGACGAAGGGGGCGCUAUCGACGACGACGACGAUGAGGAGCUUGAGGAAGACAGCAGCGACGAUUCGGAUGCGGAGGAGCGCGGGGACACUAGCAAGCCGCUUCUGCGGGAUCUUGCGAACACGCAGCAGGAUGGGACUGACCUCUCUAAGCGGGCCCGCGGCUUCUUCAGCCAGGAUAUCUUCCAGAGUAUCCCCGGAUUGCUGGAUGUUCCAGAAGAGGAGACGAGCGGGGAUGAGGCAAUGCCCGACGCUGAGGAUGCCUCGGAAGACGAUGUGCCAACGAUUGAGGAGCAAAAGAAGCUUCGGAGGGAGAAAUCCAAAUCCAAGCAUGAGGAAGGGAAUGGUGACUUUGAGGUUCUCAAACGGAAAGAGAAUGACGAUGACGAUUGGGAGGAAACGGAAAAGAAGACGAAGGAUGGCAGGCCCAACAUCGACAUCAUCACUGCCGAAGCCAUGACACUCGCUCACCAGCUGGCUCGUGGCGAGAAGUCAGCCUACGACCUCAUCGACGAAGGUUACAACAAGUAUGCCUUCAAGGACCGCGACGGGUUGCCCGACUGGUUCAUAGACGACGAGAGCAAGCAUGACAAGCCGCAGAAACCCAUCACCAAGGAGGCGGCGGCGGCGAUCAAGGAGAAGCUCCGGGCCUACAAUGCCCGACCGAUCAAGAAGGUCGCUGAGGCGCGGGCCAGGAAGAAGCUCAAGCAGGCGCAACGCCUCGAGAAGCUCAAGAAGAAGGCGGAUUUGCUGGCUGGGGAUGAGGGCAUGUCUGAGAAGGAGAAGGCCACUAGCAUCGCCAAGCUGCUCUCUGCAGCUGCGCGGAAGAAGCGUAGACAGCCUGUCAAGGUGGUCAAGGCUGCCGGCGCGAACCGCGGUAUCUCCGGCAGACCUAGGGGCGUCAAGGGCAGGUAUAAGAUGGUGGACCCGCGUAUGAAGAAGGAGAUGCGGGCGCUGAAGAGGAUUUCGAAGAAGAAAAAGUAGAUGCGCCAAGAGAAUUGGAGAGCGCAUUCAAGGGGCAUUAUUAUAGGUCAUGCGGGCCAAAACGCUCAGCUGUUUGGAAUUGGAAUACAAUACCAGAGGCUCAAGGCAGGAAUCUCUCAAGAUUCACUGUUGCGCAGCAGGCCUGGGUUCGAGUGUUUCCAACCUCGAACUGAGUUGCCAGUUUUCCUUAAACUCGGUGAUCCGACUGGUGAGCGCCGGGCUAGAGGGUUUCGUGGCCACCAAGCUUCCUCACAAAAGAUCCGAUAGACGGCUUGUGGGUAAGCUUCUUAUCCCGUUGUCUCUUUUCAUUCAAUUUCCUAUCCCGCAUUCGUCUUUUCUAUCGUCUUCCCCUUCUAGUUACGUUUGCUUUUACAGUGAGACCCCUUAGAGCGCCAUGUCUCUCCUAUUAGAUACCGAUCUGACAAAUGUGCUCAAGGGAUAUAGAGGUCCGGUGAAGUCCA
Molecule: messenger RNA, 3083 nt
Organism: Chaetomium strumarium
Lineage: Eukaryota; Fungi; Ascomycota; Sordariomycetes; Sordariales; Chaetomiaceae
Product: Spb1 C-terminal domain-containing protein
Exons: 6
Coding region: 118-2622 (834 amino acids)
Biological process (GO): maturation of LSU-rRNA from tricistronic rRNA transcript (SSU-rRNA, 5.8S rRNA, LSU-rRNA); maturation of 5.8S rRNA from tricistronic rRNA transcript (SSU-rRNA, 5.8S rRNA, LSU-rRNA); rRNA methylation
Cellular component (GO): nucleus; nucleolus; preribosome, large subunit precursor
Molecular function (GO): rRNA (guanine) methyltransferase activity; rRNA (uridine-2'-O-ribose)-methyltransferase activity
Source: RefSeq, a predicted model, not a curated record